Messenger RNA from Perca flavescens (yellow perch), 1514 nucleotides. RefSeq names its product chimerin 1 (gene chn1). The record is from RefSeq and is a predicted model, not a curated record. Bases 1 to 1005 code for a protein of 334 amino acids. The transcript is spliced from 7 exons. Gene Ontology annotation, molecular function: GTPase activator activity. Lineage: Eukaryota; Metazoa; Chordata; Actinopteri; Perciformes; Percidae. Gene Ontology annotation, biological process: signal transduction; regulation of GTPase activity.
AUGCCAUCUAGAGAGUCCUACGAGGUUCACAAGGAAGAGAAGUCCCUGGUGCAAAAGGCCAAGCGAGAGGCCAAUCAGGAGGAUAUUCUGGCGGCAGCUCUAGUGAUGAGGAUGGGGCCACAGAAACCUCCAGCCACUUUCUGGCAGCCACUUAAACUAUUCGCCUAUUCACAGCUCACCUCACUGGUUCGCAGAGCCACACUGAAGGAGAACGAGCGGACACCCAAAUCUGAGAAAGUCCACAAUUUCAAGGUCCAUACCUUUCGAGGGCCUCACUGGUGUGAACACUGUGCCAGCUUCAUGUGGGGACUGAUGGCUCAGGGGGUCAAAUGUGCAGAUUGUGGUUUGAACGUCCACAAACAGUGUUCAUCUCUGGUGCCCAACGACUGCAAGCCUGACCUGAGACACAUCCGUAAGGUCUACAGCUGUGACCUCACGACCCUGGUGAGAGCUCAUGAUACAGCGCGACCGAUGGUGGUGGACAUGUGCAUACGAGAGAUCGAGUCAAGAGGACUGAAGUCUGAAGGCCUCUACAGAAUAUCUGGAUUUAGCGAUUCGUUGGAAGAAGUCAAGAUGGCGUUCGACAAAGAUGGCGAGAAGACAGACAUCUCAGUGAAUGCCUAUGAAGACAUCAAUAUCAUCGCGGGUGCACUAAAACUUUACCUCAGGGAUUUGCCUGUUCCCAUCAUCUCAUACGAUGCUUACCCUAGGUUCAUCGAGGCUGCAAAGCUCACAGACCCAGAGAAGAAGCUGGAAGCUUUCCGUGAGGCUCUUGCUUUGCUGCCACCAUCACACAGUGAAACUUUGAAGUACCUCAUGGCGCACUUAAAAAGGGUGACACAGAAUGAAAAAUUCAACCUGAUGAACGCGGAGAACCUCGCCAUUGUUUUCGGACCCACCCUCAUGCGUGCACCAAACCUGGACGCCAUAACAGCACUCAAUGACAUCCGCUACCAGAGACAGGUGGUGGAGGUGCUCAUUAAAAAUGAAGAGGCACUCUUUUAAACACUGAUCAGGACUUUUAUAGAAGAGCUAAUCAUUCUUUUGUGUAAAGACUUGAAUGACUGUGUGUAUUACAUUGAUUGAUACAUUUUUUUAAAUGCCCUGCGUAUGGACUAGUGCUGACCUAACAUCUGUCCUCCCCUGUUUCGGGUGUGGACGAUGAACUUUACACUUGUACGUACUCUAUGUCUCCCCAUUUUUGUCGGGGGAUUUUCAGAAGCUGACAGGCCAGCAUGCUUGGUGUAAGGUCUUUGUUGCUUUGUAGUAGUAACCCAGCAUGUGAUAAGAUCGUGUAGCGCUGUGAUUUGCUUUUGUCUGUUCUGUAGUAGUCAUAGUCUACAUUCCCAGCUGCCUGCUGUGCAGUUUUUUCUGUUUUCUAUAGCUGGAUGUAAAAAUAAGCUACUGAUAUUUCUGGGGUAAUUUCUAUGAUGCUGUAUUUUUUUUACAUCCUCCCUUAGCUUGAAGUAGUUAAAUUAGCCUUUCCUGUUAAUGUGUCUACACUGGUGCAUUUG